UCCUACUAUACAGCAUCUUUGCAUGCAAAUUCUUAUCCCUCUACUACUACUAGCCACACUGUGGACAGCAUUCGCUAAGCGCGUUGUCCACAACUGGGACAUCACCUAUGUGACAACAAGUCGUGGCCUCGACCAGAAGCCCAAGCGCGGUAUAGCAGUCAAUGGGACGCUCCCGCUGCCGAUAGUUCGUGCGUCCAAAGGCGAUACGCUAGUUCUGCAUGUCCACAACUCGCUCAGUGUGCCUACCUCUCUGCAUGCCCACGGUAUAUUCCAGAACAAUACCAACUACUAUGAUGGUACUGGCAUGGCAGGAACAUACUGGAUUCACGGACAUACGGCCGAACAAAACUUUGAUGGUUUGAGCACGCCGCUUAUCAUUGACGACCCAGAUGAACCGUAUAGGUACGAUGGCGAGUAUCUGUUUGCUUUCGAAGACUGGAUCAGACUGGUAGCAAUGCAGAACUUGCCCACGGUGGAAUUCUCCAUCAACCAGCAUACGCUGGAGGUUAUCGAGGUUCGACUGGUCAAUCCUGGACAGCGCGUCUCAAUGUUGGUUAGAGCCAAGCAGUCCCUGGCCAGCAACUACGCUUACCAUAUCAGUGUGACAAACUAUUUCUCGCCGAUUCCCCCAGGGUUCGUUCAACCACUUGCGCCGGUUGAAUCCAUCCUGUAUCUCUUGGAGUCUCUGGACGAGUCACCGCAGCUUAUUCCUGACCGCUCUCUGUUCAUUAACUCGACAGUUGGUCAUUCGCUGCAAAGUAUCUACAAGGAUACAUUCAAUAAUGUGGAAUUUAUGGAGCCACUUGUGCCAACAAUGUUCAGUGCGCUGACACUUGGUCACAGGAUCAUUGAACCCGUUCAUGUCGUUGAGCUGCUGCUGUAUCACACAGGAAACAUUCCCCACCCUUUGCACCUUCACGGCCACAGCUUUCAGGUGAUUGCCCGCGGACUCGUCAACGACACCACAGGAGAAUAUCACCGCGAGGUCAAGCCAGGGCAGUCGCCGGUUACCAGAGAUACGAUAUUUCUCAUCCACGGAGAGUACGCACUUGUCCGAUUCCGUGCAGAUAAUCCUGGGGCUUGGAUGUUCCACUGCCAUGUUGUUUUCCAUGCUAUUAGGGGCAUGAUGAUGGUGUUUGUCGAGGCGCCGGAUGUCCCGGAGUCAGUUGUCAGCCAGUGCAGACAGCAAGGUAUCAAAACCACAGGAAAUGUGGUCGGUAGCAUGGGGUACAAUAUUGCCGGCGCCCCACAUAGCCCGGAUCUCUUGUUUUCAUAAUGUCCUUUAAUGCAUACUCUUCAGUAAGCAUGGGCAAAUAUUCAUAUUCAGUUUUGUG
Messenger RNA from Linderina pennispora, 1334 nucleotides. Its product is annotated as Cupredoxin. The transcript is spliced from 8 exons. Lineage: Eukaryota; Fungi; Kickxellomycota; Kickxellomycetes; Kickxellales; Kickxellaceae. Bases 23 to 1276 code for a protein of 417 amino acids. Gene Ontology annotation, molecular function: copper ion binding; oxidoreductase activity. The record is from RefSeq and is a predicted model, not a curated record.